UUGCUAAAGCUUAACAUCAUAGUCGCGAUCGGCGGUCGACGGUCGGUGGUCGGUGGCCUGUGUAUACGGCGGUUGUUGCUUACCUACUUUCUGGCUACGUGCACAGUUGGUUGAAUGGUUAGAUGGCUGCAUGCUUGGAUGGUUUGGAUGUGGCAGUCUAGUGAGCUGUUGGCUGUUGGCUGUUGGCUGCUGUUUUCACUGACUUUUGUUUUUGUUGUUGUCGUUGUCGUUGUUGUUGCUUUCAUUGUUGGCAUUAUUGCUGGUGGCUGUUAUGUGGGGGGAUGGUGUUAUGUUUGCUGUUUUCAUCCCAGAACGCCACUUUCAGAUGUGAAGUCGUUCAAGUCGUCGGUAAAUUGAAGGCGGAACAACAAGGAGCGCAACGACGGAAAGAGGUUAACACCGGGGAGGCCAAAGUGCGCGCGGGUUCUAAAUUAUACGCUAUGAUUGUGGCAAGGGAUGUACAAUUUGUGUGUGCGCGCACGCCAAAUGCCCCGUUCAGACACGUUUGCCGCUGUGUGGUCUGUGUAGCGUGUGUGCCGCUGUUUAUGUGCAUUGUAAGCUCGACUAAGCAGCACUUGGCAGGCAAGCAGUCAGCUUGCGCAUCCGUUUGCCGUUUUUGCUGUUAGAUUGCAUGCAAUGUGUGCCUACGCUUGUGUGUUGUUGCCCCGCUGCUAUGUUUGCCACUUGGUUGAACGUGGGUUGCGUUGCGCUCAUAGAUGAUUGCGGGUGUUCGGUGGCGCCAGAGACGUGCAAGUUGAUGGCGGAUUGUUGAGGUACUUGGCUCGUGCGACACCGUCUGUGUACUCGACUCUACGGACAACCAAACACACAGACACACGACUGAGUUUGUUUGUACGUGCAUGGUUCUUGUGUAAGUUUGGGUGCGCGUGUAUUCCUGACUUGUAUGCGAUAAUGUAUGUGUUCAAUGCGGACGGCGUGUCGGCUGGCCUCUGUAGUAUCUCUCUACCAAUAAAUAUGUACUAUAUGUGUGUGUUUGCGGUAUAGGUCGUAGCCACUGGCAGUGUGCGCCAGUUACUCACAAUUUUCACCGACCCGUCUUUUCGUGUCACGCCCGGCUUUUGGUCGACCGUCGACUCAACAGUAGCGUUGAUGGCAAGCAGCCUGGUCUUUUUGGGUCUGCACGAGUAUUGGCGCGCACGUCAUACAUCAAGGGGCGGAAUACGCAAGCAAGGGUAGUUUAACAAGACUAUAUGGAUAUGCACACACGUACAAAUAUAUGGGUUGAUUCGUCGUUAGUCGGGUAGACGGGUGCGACAGUGAGACGGUCAAUUGAAUGGGUUUUGUCGGCUCCGUUUUGAUAUGCGUCGGUUUGGUUUGGUCAGGUUGGACCGUUGAUUUCUUUCGGUUUGGGUCGGCUUGUGAUUCUAGGUUUGUAUGUUUGUAGAUAUAUGUACGUGUUAUACGGUUGGUUGGUUGGUAGGCGCGACGAUAGCGGCUAAAAGCAAAGUAGCGUCAGGAAAGCGUUGAAGGGAAAGCAGUGUAAUACAUACAUACAUUUGAGUACACACGCCAAGGGAAUUCCACCCUGACACCAAGAGCUCAACAAGCAGCGGCGGCGGCAAAUAACGUAAACGGCAAUUUCAGUUAUGUAGGUGUCGGAGGCGGGGUAAAUAGAAGGUACGCAGACGAAGAUGAAACUUCAGCAGCAAUUGUAAAAGCUACCGUGUUAUAAUGUGUGUGUGUGUGUGUAUGUCACUGAGUUAGACAGUACGGAUCGCAGAUCCGCAAUGUUGACGUUGUUAGUUUUUUUUUACGCUAAGCGUCGUUCUGCGUUGUUAUAAAUUCGUACGAAUGCAUGUAUGUUCGUCGUCCACACAUAUGCGACUAGGUGGGCUCUAGUGUAAGCGCUUUGUGUCGAGCCACACGUCAUCCCUAGAGCCUGAACAGUCGACGCACAUUGUAUUAUUUGUCUUUAAAGUCAGUUGCCAGUAUGCCAAGUGAUGCUGUUUGUGCGGGCGUUGGGCUAGUUUGGCAAACAUUGCGUGAAUUGAUGCGAAUCACAUUAUAAAAUGCUAAACUAUUAAUGCAACUAAGUGUUUUAAAGAUUUAUACAAUGAACGGCGUUGCGGUAUAACGCUUUAAACUAAUGCCAUAUUUGUCAAUUGGCAUGGCUUGUUGUUGGCUUUUGUUGAUGAAUCCGAGACGUACAUAUGUACAUCGAAAGUACGAAGUACGUAGCUAAUCUUUGUAGUCAUAUUGCAAUUUUAGUGCCAGACAUUGUACAUCACAUACGUCAUCAUCCUCUUCACCAUCAACGUGUUGGCGUUGCUCUCGUUUUGCUGAACAACGCCGUUGUUAGUGCUGUUUUUGUUGUUGGUGUCAGGUCGUAAGUCGACGGCAUAGUCGUUGCGUCGUCGUAGUUUUGCACGGGCUUUAAGUCCCCAACGGUUGCCGCCCAAACGCCCCAGUGGCACAGCCGCGUGCAUACACAACUUGCCACAACCAGUCAACCAAGGAACCAACCAACAAACUGGCGAAUGUUGCCAUUACUUGGCGUUGGCGCAUGUUGCUACAGCUACAGCUACUGGUACUGGCAUUGCUCGCGCCAUUCUUGUGUUACGUGUUGUUGUUGCAGUUGUUGUUGUUAUAGUCGUUUCUGUUGUUUUGCUGGUGGUUAGCUGACUCCAAUCUGCCGCGCUCAGCUCAGCUCAACUCAACUGAACUGAACUGAACUCGAGUCGACUCGGUAUGCGACAUGCGGCAUAGCAUGCCGCUGUUGUGAUUCGCUUCGACAUACAUGCAUACACACACACUCGGUUGUACAACCGUACACAUGAGUAUUUGAGAGUGUGUUUGUAUGUAUGUUGCGCAUCGUCGUCGCAGUCGUCGGUGCGGCCAGGAUAUUUAGAAAAGCACCAAGGAUAAUGAUUCAGUUUUGAUUUAAAUUCUGUUAGUUCGUCGUGCGACGUCUUGGCGUGUGGACGCUUCGAUACGUUUUCGUUUCGUUCGUUUCGUAUUCGAAUUCGCUUAGUUCUCGUUCUCGUGGUUAACAUCGUUUAGCGAAACAUACCAUUUCAACGCAUUGUGUUUAAAGCAAUUUAACACAUAGACGUGUCGUCAACACCGUCGCUGUGGCACAGCACUAGUCGUGCUGCGGCAGACGUAAUUGUCGUUUGUGUCGGUGUGGCUGUGUCUGGCCUUUAAGCGGGGCAAUUGGUGGUGGUGGAGGUGCCGUUGUGCGGGUAGUGUUUAAUUGUAGCCUACAAGUUUUGUUUAAAACACACGAGUCAGCGCGCUUUCAAUUUCGUUGUGUUUAACUUGCGACGGUUGUUCGCCGCCUUCAAUGCAUACGCACUUGUAGAGUACUCAGCGUAGUCAGAGCAGUGCAGUGCAGUGCAGUGACAUUGCAAUUUCCGCAACGCAAACUUAAGUCGCAGUCGGCAAAGACAAAGUGACGCUGUCUUUGAUAGCCACUUGCCUUGUGCGCUAAUGGACUAAGUGGUUUCUUAACAGUGUGGUGAUCAUGUGUACCGCGAACGCAUCUGCAACAUUUCGUUUCUCGGUUUAGUUACGGAUACGCGGCGCUUUUUGGCAAACAUGACAAUAUGACAGCAAAACGCGACAAGGAUUAUGCUAAAAGUAAAACAUCAACUGGAUUUUCUGCGUCAGCAUCUACCGGAGCAGUAAAAUCAAUAGGUCUAGUCACAUCUUCACAAAAUGUAACAUCAUCUCAGGACAUAACGAAACGAACAAACAAGCCACUUAUGGAAAAGCGACGACGUGCACGUAUCAAUCAAAGUUUGGCCAUAUUAAAGGCCCUAAUUUUGGAAUCGACAAAGAAUCAGUCCAAAGCCACUGAUGGACAAACCAAACACACGAAAUUGGAAAAGGCCGAUAUACUCGAAUUAACAGUGCGCCAUUUUCAACGGCACCGAAAUCUCGAUGAUCCAACUAUCAAUAAAUACAGAGCCGGUUAUACGGACUGUGCCAGAGAGGUGGCACGUUACUUGGCCACACCAGAACCACCACCUUUGGGAAAUAUACCUACGCUAUCGGAGCCGGGGUCCAAAGCCCGGCUUUUACGACAUUUGGACCAAUGCAUUGCAGAAAUUGACAUUGAGAUAUGCCCACAUUCGACAGCGACAUAUGCGGACAGUCCAUCCAGCAGUUGUUAUGAUAUCAACACUGCACCAAAGAAACCUCAACCAGAUGAUAACUCAUUGGAUUACAGCAGCCAAGACUCAAACCCUUUAGAUUUCAGUAAAGCCGCUUCUAACAUUUUAACAUCUAAAGCAAAUUUUGUUAGUCCUGCUGGGACGCCUGUAGCACAUUCCACAAAUUCGCCCUGCUCAGAAAGGCUGAGUUCACAGGAUGAAAACAAUAAUCCCGAUGGACCUCAGGGUAGUACUGGUUCGAACAGAAGUGAGGCGAAUAUGCGACCAAUGCUUGGCGCUGGUGAUAUUCCAAAUGUAAUCGACAUCAAUGCUGUGCAGAGCUUUGAAGAACGCAGUAAACUGUGUUCCAAUGUAUUGGAUACAUACAAACAUCUUAAAGUAAAUGAUCCAACCGGGAUACUUGUGCUUCCGCCACAUUAUGUGCAAUUAGCAGCAGCUUUGGGUCUAAAUACUCAUCCCGUCAUGGAUGCCAUUACCACGCGCACAGAUUUCGAACGGCUGAUCGAAAUGAAUCAUGUGCCUCCAUUGUCCGCACAAAUCGCGGGCAAACUUGGCACAUAUGGCGCACUACCCGGUGCUUUAGAGGCCGCUCACGCCGCUGCUGCCUACGCAGCCAACACUUUAGCGGCAAAAGAGAAUGGCAUACCGACGGCGAGUACAGCGUCACCAGCAGCGGUUAGUAACAUUAAUAUGGAACGUCCUGCCUCUGUGCUCUCCAAUGCGACUUCGGUUGCUUCAACCUCGGUGAGCUCGAUGACAUCAACCGAUUCGCAGAAAAAUGUCACACAGCAACAACAACAUCAGCUAUCACGCUUAGAUGCUGGCGCUGCAUCGUCAGUGGAGGCAGCCCAAUUGAACAUGGUUAACAAUCCACUUUCGGCAAACAUUGCAGCUGCAGCGGCAGCAGCAGCAGCAGCCGCAGCCGCGCAACACCAGUUGCAUCUAUUGCGACCCAACGAGGCACUCGCACGGCAAGAGCAACAGCCACAGGACGAGAAUAUGUGGCGGCCAUGGUGAGCGGCGCACAUCGGAGUGGUACUUUAAAGGAAGUAGAAUUCAAAGCUUAAAGCGCGUGACAUUGUAAAUACCAAAGAUUUCUUAAAUAUAGUUCUACAAAUAUUUAAAGCUAGUUAUGUAAGUUAUAAGAAAAUACGUUUCAUGAAUAAGUUAAAGGCACUUAGAAACGGGCUUAUAUAUAAAAAAAACUGUUAUAUUCUUAUAGCAAGUGGCAAUUAUCGUUGAACAUUAUAUGAAAAUUAUAAUGAUAUAUGCUUGGAACUCAUUUGUAUAAUUUUAUGUACCUUUUUACUGUUAUCUUUUAAUGUUUACGGUAUACUUAUAUUAUAUUAUACAUAUGUCUGUUCCCAACAAUUUUUUUAGGUUAAAACGAGGUUCGCUAUUAUUCUUGUAUCUGGUAAUGACCGUUCAUUAAAAUCCAGUUUAGCUUUACUCUCUCAAUUUGCUUUGCUUUAAUAUUUAUUAUUGUACAGGUUCAAAAACUGAUAAUCUUUAAUAAAUAUCAAUAAUUAUCUGCUCCGUGUA
Molecule: messenger RNA, 5678 nt
Organism: Zeugodacus cucurbitae (melon fly)
Lineage: Eukaryota; Metazoa; Arthropoda; Insecta; Diptera; Tephritidae
Gene: Sidpn
Exons: 6
Coding region: 3567-5153 (528 amino acids)
Biological process (GO): anterior/posterior pattern specification; regulation of transcription by RNA polymerase II; regulation of neurogenesis
Cellular component (GO): nucleus
Molecular function (GO): protein dimerization activity; RNA polymerase II cis-regulatory region sequence-specific DNA binding; DNA-binding transcription factor activity, RNA polymerase II-specific
Source: RefSeq, a predicted model, not a curated record